This is a messenger RNA of Myotis brandtii (Brandt's bat), 405 nucleotides long. RefSeq names its product protein p13 MTCP-1-like. The transcript is spliced from 2 exons. Gene Ontology annotation, biological process: positive regulation of peptidyl-serine phosphorylation. The record is from RefSeq and is a predicted model, not a curated record. NCBI's taxonomy places the organism in Eukaryota, Metazoa, Chordata, Mammalia, Chiroptera, Vespertilionidae. Gene Ontology annotation, molecular function: protein serine/threonine kinase activator activity. Bases 1 to 405 code for a protein of 134 amino acids.
AUGGAUGACCUGAAAUUGAUUUCUGGGGCUCUCUCCGGCUCCCCCUCCAGCCUCCUCUUGCUGAGGGGUCAUGGCCGAGCUCCCGUCCAGGUGCACCUCACCUUGCACCCCAAGUGCCUGAGGAUCCGUGGGCUCUCGGUGUAUGAGGACGAGAAGCAUCACACAUGGCUGCAUCUUGUCAUGGACACAGGUGUCCUGCAAGUACAGUUGUGCCAGGAAGCCAUUCCCAGUGGGCAUAUGGGACUCACCAUCAGCCCGCUGACCUUGAGCACCAUGCCUUGGAUGUGGACGCUCCAUUCUGGCAGCAAGUACGUGGACCCCAUGAGCCGGUUCUGGCGCAUCAUGCACCACGUCAAGGAGAAUGGCGUGGAGGAAAUGAAACUUGAGCUGAUGGACGACUCAUAG